CUAUCUGAUACAACAGACAUAGACACCCAGCCAUGCCGAAGAAAGCAUCCAUCUACCGUCAACCUGGCGCACAGCACUUUCAGCUCGUCCACCGUUCUCAGCGAGACCCCUUGGUACACGACCCGGAUGCCCCGCAGCGGUUGUUCAAAGAGGUCGGGAGGUUGAACGACAAGCAGAAGGGACAAACGCUAGCAGAUCUCGAACGUACCCUCCAAUCCACCAACCAGAAUCUCAAGAACCCUCCUUUACGUGCCAACGAAGGGGAAGCCACCCUCUACGGCGUCUACUACGAUGACACCGAGUACGACUACAUGCAACAUCUCCGGGGGCUCGAAGUGGACGAUCCGAACGCGAUGGGAGCGAGCGCAGGGCCGGACGAGGCGAUCUUCGUCCCUGCUCCUGGGAGGGGGAGUACGGCGGUGGGCAAUCGAGGAGCGGCGGGGAGGACGACGGUAGCUAGGUCAGGGAAGGAGGACGAUUUCGCCCAAGGGUUCUUCAAGAAGGGUCAGAGCACGCCCCUGAACCCGGCCUCGUCCUCGUCUGGCUCGGUAGCUGGAUCGUCGAUCUUGCCCUCGACGGUACUCCCCUCGACCACGGAGAGGUCUUACCAACAGGCCAUUGAAGCCACCCGAGCGAUUCCCUCCCAGCUGUCCGGUUUUAGGCCCGAUAUGGACCCUCAUCUUCGGCAGGUACUCGAAGCGUUGGAGGAUGACGCUUUCGUGGAAUCCGACGACGAGGAUGUGGAGGUGGAGGUUUUCGACAUGAAGAACAUGAACACGAAAAAGGCGGGCAAGGGCAAGAAGGACUGGUUUGAUGAGCUGCUUACCGGUGGGGAGAGGGGAGAAGACGAGCCGGACCUGGAGGAGGAGUUUGAAUUUAGGGAAGAAGGGAUCGAGGACGAUGGGAGGCCUAGCUGGGUGGAUCCUGCACUGAGACCGAAACGGUCCGAGGGUGACAUUCAGGAAGAGGGCGAGGACGAAGGUGCGGAGGGGGAGACUUGGGAAGAUCGUUUCCGCGCCUUCAAAGCCUCGGGAGGACUCGCCCGACCUACCUCUCCCCCCACCAACCCUCAAGCCGACGAGGAGGACGAGAACGACGACCUCGUCUCGGAAAAGGCCGACACGCUAGCUUCGCUCCGUUCGUUCGCCCCGACCGUCAACGGGGCCAAGAACCGGCGCAGAAAGGGCUCGAGCAGGGCAGGGGGGAGUCAGGCGAGUGGGUAUAGUAUGAGCAGUUCGAGCAUGUUUAGGAACAAGGGGUUGAGCGUGCUCGACGAGAGGUUCGACAAGAUCGAACGGGAUUAUGAGGACGAGGGCGAGUUCGACGAAGACGAUUUCCCCGAAUCCGAAUGGAUGUCCCAGGCGGACAAUGACGAUGCGGACGACGACAACGCCUCGGUCGCUUCCUUUGCCACCGCGACGACGUUUACCCGGAUGCUACGUAAACAGCAGAGGGCUCAACAGAACGCAGAGACCGAGGUCUCGAGGGAAGAUUUCGAGGCGAUCAUGGACGAUUUCCUCGACAACUACGAGGUCGUGGGCAAGAAGAUGGUGCAGGUCUUGCCUGGGCACAGUGGGGCGGAAAAGUUGGAUAGCAUGAGGAGGGCGUUGGUAGGGCUGGACCUCGAGGGGAACGGGCCUGUCGGCGGUCAACGUGCUCAAGAGGAUGACGAUGAUCUGGGCAGCUUGGCAGGAGGGACCAAGAGGGAGGCGGACUACAUCCGGGAGAGGUAUCUGAAGGAGGAUUAUUAUGCGGGCAAGGGGAGGGAGGAGGAGAAGAUGCCGAUGCUGCAUAUCGUCGGGCAGGGCAAGGAGGACAAGUGGGAUGCCGAGACCAUCUUGAGCACCUACUCGAACCUGGAAAACCACCCGCGGAUGAUCGGGGUGCCUCGAAAGGAGAAGAAGAAGAAACACACUCCGGUCGUCCCGCAACCCGAACUGGACGAAGAGGCCGAACCGUCUCUCGACGGAUUCUCCCAAACCGGGGACGACUCUGACAACGAGAGCGUCUCUAGCGAUGGGACCGUCCGUGCCGAACCGCGUGCCCCGCCCGUGAGACCCCGCGGAGAGACGAAAGAGGACAAGAAGGCGAGAAAACUCGCCGUCAAGGCCGAGAGGAGCGCACGACGUGUGGAGAAGAAGACGAGGCAGGAGACGUUUGGGAUGGAACGCAAGUCGCAGUUGAAGGGGCACGAGCGGGCCGUGGCGGGUGGGAGGGCAUCGGACCUGACGGCGCUGGCGAGCGGGGGUACGGGGACGAUCAAUGUGGUCAGGUUGUGA
This is a messenger RNA of Filobasidium floriforme, 2279 nucleotides long. RefSeq names its product putative cytoplasm protein. Gene Ontology annotation, biological process: ribosomal small subunit export from nucleus; ribosomal small subunit biogenesis. The record is from RefSeq and is a predicted model, not a curated record. The transcript has 4 exons. Lineage: Eukaryota; Fungi; Basidiomycota; Tremellomycetes; Filobasidiales; Filobasidiaceae. Gene Ontology annotation, cellular component: cytosol; preribosome, small subunit precursor; nucleus. The coding region runs from base 33 to 2279 and encodes 748 amino acids.